GUUGAACGUGUCAAAUUAUUUUUCUUGAUGUGUUCGCUUUCAGUCAUUUCUUCGGCCGUCCGGAUUAGUUUGCAUAUCGCGUGAAACUCGAAAAAGAAGCAGAAAAUAAGUUUAUUUCUCUUGUAAUUGUGACUGCUCUAUUUAAUUGUCCGUAAAUCGGUAGUGCCUGGAGUGCAAGUUUUAUUCUGCAUAAUUGUAGAAUACUGUUCCGUGGCAGAGCUAAGUAACUACAGUGAAAAUGGGUGGACAAAAAUUCCAGUACGAUGAAAGCGGAGCAACGUUUUUCUACUUCAUACUAUCGUUCCUGGCGCUAGUGUUAAUUCCAGCUACAUUCUACUUUUGGCCCCGCAAAAAGAAAGACGAUUCCGAGCGGCACAAAGCAGAGUGUCAAUGUAAACCAUGUCUGCAGAAACGUAUCCUGAUAUCACAUUCCGACCCGUACAAGGGCGUAAAAGCAUUCUUUACCAAGGUCGCUAUAAUUGGUGGCUGGGCGUUGCUGGCAUUUUUGACGUACAAGGUUUCUCAGUUCGAUUAUGAAAUGUCGAACUUCGAUCCAUACGAAAUCUUGGGUGUACCGUUGGGUUCUUCCCAGAAGGAUAUCAAGAAAGCGUACCGCACUCUGUCCGUCAUAUUGCAUCCGGACAAAGAAACCGGAGACGAGAAGGCAUUUAUGAAGCUCACCAAAGCGUAUCAGGCACUGACGGAUGACGAGGCGCGAAAAAAUUGGGAGAAAUACGGGAAUCCAGACGGUCCAGGAGCAACGUCGUUCGGUAUUGCGCUUCCGUCCUGGAUCGUCGAGAAGGAAAACUCUGUUUGGGUACUUGGCCUGUAUGCAUUAGUAUUUAUGGUGGCCCUACCGACUGUGGUGGGCACAUGGUGGUACCGAUCAAUUCGUUACAGUGGCGAUAAAGUACUGCUUGACACAACACAAAUGUACUUUUACUUCUUCCAUAAAACUCCGCACAUGGCACUGAAACGUGUGGUUAUGAUUUUGGCCGCCAGUUUAGAGUUUGAUAAGAGACACAAUGCACAGGUGGUAGAACGACAGUCUGACAACGAGGAAGUUCCAAUGCUUAUCAAACAAUUGCCGAAUCUGAACGAGAAAUGCAAAGAACUACCUCUUUGCCGCAUGUAUUCUAUUAAAGCCCGUGCAAUCCUGCACGCACAUUUAAGUCGCAUGACGCUCAAUCCGCAAACCUUAGAUAAGGAUCGCCAGUUUAUUGUGAAAAAAUGUCCACAUCUUAUCCAGGAAAUGGUCAGCUGUGUAAAUCAGUUGAUCAUGCUAGCUUACGCCCGGCGAAUUUCUAAGUUACCGACCAUCGAAACUAUUGAAAACUGCAUGAAACUAUCGCCAAUGAUCAUCCAAGGCUUAUGGGAGUUUAAAAAUCCUCUUUUACAACUCCCGCACGUUACUGACGAUCAUUUGCGUUACUUCGUGUCAAAGAAGCGCCCGGUUCGAAAUCUGCAACAAUUUGCACAGCUUCCGCCGGACGAAAGUCGCGCGGUUUUGCGGAGUCUCAGCGACUUUGAGUUUGAGAAUGUUAUGAAAGUUUUGGGAAAAAUGCCACUGAUCGAUUUUAGUGUUAAGUGUGAGGUGGUGGAUGAUGAAAAUUCGAAUGUUGUCACUGCGGGAGCAAUUGUCACCGUGACAGUCGAACUGGUUAGGCGUAGCAUGAGUGAGCUAUUCGGAGACACCAACGCAAAGGAGAAGCAAGGCAUUACUGAGGGUACUGAAGAAGGAGCCGAAGGAGCAGAAGAUGGGGAACCAGUCAAGGAUGAAAAGGAAAAUGCCAAAGCUAAAAAACCCGCCUGGCAGCCGAAACCAAGCAAGGGUGGUCACAAAAGUAAAAGUAAAGGCGGCGCCAAUAAAAGCAAACAGCAUCGGCAAGCCGUGGCUGCAGCAGCAGCUGCCGCUGCGGCUCAAAAUCAGUCCAACAAAACUGAUAAGACUAAAACAAACGAUAAAGUCCGUAAAGACGACACAGAUGGUGACAGUGGAGCCGAAAGCGAUAAUGAUGGCAGCUCGGAUGAGGACAAGAAAUCGUCUAUGGAAGACGAUGAUGUAGAAUGGGAAAAGUUCCAGCAAAAAAUCAACAAGCGUGAAAAACUGGAAGGCAAAUCUAAAGUUUCCCACCCUGUUCACUGUCCAUUGUUCCCGGAGGAAAAAUUCGAAUACUGGUGGACAUACAUUUGCGACCGAAAGUCGCGAACUCUGCUAACCGCCCCAUACCAGGUGACCAGUUUGGUGCACAGUGAAGAGGUUCACCUCAAGUUCACCGCACCAAAGUGGCCUGGUAUAUAUAACUUCACCGUGUGUCUACGGUCCGAUUCCUACCUAGGAAUGGAUCAGCAGGUGGAUUUGAAGUUAGAUGUGAAGGAAGCGGCCGCGAUACCCACCGAGCAUCCACAGUGGGACGUCAGCGAGUCCGAAUCAGAUAACAACGAACAGCAGGCUAAUGAGAGUGAAUUCACCACUGACUCAUCCGAUGCGGAAAAUGAAGACUAAAUGAGUUACGUGUUGCCGCACGCAAAAUAUUGACGUGCGAAUAUAUUUUUGUCUGAAAGUGUUCAGUUUUCAGAAUUAAACUCGGCAGCGAGUGGAGUGAAAGAUUUCCGACUGAUAUGCGCAAGCAAGAUAAAUGUUUUCUAUCAUCUUCUUCAAUUACAAAACUAAAACCAUAAAAACGCGCGGUAUAAAUGGGAGACUAUAUUGUAAAACAAAAGAACUUUUUAGGAAAAAAUAGAUAAAAAAUACUAAGUUAAAGUAGUUAUUUAGUGUACAAUUCACAAGUUUACACUUACACACAAUCACAGAAGGAAUCUUUAAACAUAGAAAAGCGACAAAUGCUAUCAAAA
Molecule: messenger RNA, 2856 nt
Organism: Wyeomyia smithii (pitcher-plant mosquito)
Lineage: Eukaryota; Metazoa; Arthropoda; Insecta; Diptera; Culicidae
Gene: Sec63
Product: translocation protein SEC63 homolog
Exons: 8
Coding region: 239-2506 (755 amino acids)
Biological process (GO): SRP-dependent cotranslational protein targeting to membrane; post-translational protein targeting to endoplasmic reticulum membrane
Cellular component (GO): Sec62/Sec63 complex
Molecular function (GO): RNA binding; transmembrane protein transporter activity
Source: RefSeq, a predicted model, not a curated record